This is a messenger RNA of Alternaria alternata, 1818 nucleotides long. Its product is annotated as serine-tRNA ligase. Gene Ontology annotation, molecular function: ATP binding; serine-tRNA ligase activity; tRNA binding. Gene Ontology annotation, cellular component: cytosol. The transcript has 5 exons. Lineage: Eukaryota; Fungi; Ascomycota; Dothideomycetes; Pleosporales; Pleosporaceae. Gene Ontology annotation, biological process: seryl-tRNA aminoacylation. Bases 78 to 1448 code for a protein of 456 amino acids. The record is from RefSeq and is a predicted model, not a curated record.
ACAUCUUCUCGACACGAGACUACACGACCACACGCGAUCGAUUCUGCCCAGCUUAUACUCGCUGAGAAACAGUGAAGAUGCUCGACAUAAACGACUUCAUCAAGGAGCGUGGUGGCGACCCAGAAAAAAUCCGCGAGUCCCAGAGGAAGCGAUGCGCCCCCGUAGAAAUCGUCGACGAGAUCAUCGCCGACUUUGAAGACCACCGUCGCACACAAUACGAUGCCACUCAGUUCGGCUCCAAGAUAAACGCGGUCCAGAAGAACAUUGGUGCUAAGAAGAAGGCCAAGGAAGACGCUUCAGAGUUACUCGAGGAGAAGAAGAAACUGGAAGCUGAGAAGAAGGAGAAGGAGACCGAGGCUGCGGAGAAAUUGGCGAAGCUGCACGCAAAGGCGAAGACGGUCGGAAACUACGUGUACAAGGACGUCCCGGUUAGUGAUAACGAGGACAACAACGCGGUUCAGAAGACGUGGGCUCCCGAAGGAAGGAAGGCCGAGUUCAAGCAAGAUGGCAUCCCACACCACGGCGUACUUGCGCGGUUGAAUGGAUAUGACCCGGAGAGGGGUACCAAAAUUGUUGGUCACAGAGGAUACUGUCUGACUGGAUACGGUGUCUUCCUUAACCAAGCGCUGAUCAAUUACGGCCUGGAAUUUCUGUUCAGCAAAGGAUUCACACCCAACCAACCGCCCUUCUUCAUGCUCCGCGAUCAGAUGGCCAAGACAGCGCAACUUUCUGACUUCGACGAGGAGCUCUACAAGGUCACCGAGAGCAAAGACAAGCCUGAGACCGACAAGUACCUUAUUGCCACUUCAGAACAACCCAUCUCCGCGCUUCACUCAGAGGAGUGGCUACACGACAAAGAGCUACCCAUCAAGUACGCCGGUUACUCAACAAACUUCCGAAAAGAAGCCGGUUCGCACGGCAAAGACGCUUGGGGAAUCUUCCGGAUACACCAGUUCGAAAAGGUUGAGCAAUUCCUCCUCACAAACCCUGAGAAGUCAUGGGAAGCAUUCGACGAGAUGCUGGCCAACUCGGAAGAGUUCUACCAAAGUCUGGGUCUGCCUUACCAGGUUGUUGCUAUUGUCUCGGGUGCAUUGAACAAUGCUGCGAGCAUGAAGCGCGACCUAGAGGCUUGGUUCCCCGUCACCGGUGGUGGAGAGUACAAGGAACUUGUCUCCAUCUCCAACUGCACUGACUACCAGACUCGCGAGCUGGAGAUUAGACAUGGAAUUAAGAAGUUGAACGCUACCCGUAAAGAGUACGUUCACGCACUCAACGGCACUCUUUGCGCAACCGAACGAACACUCUGCUGUAUCCUCGAGAACUACCAGACACCUGAAGGCUUCGUUGUCCCCGAGGUCCUGAGGAAGUACAUCCCUGGUCAGCCUGACUUCUUGCCCUAUGUCAAGGAGUGGAGGGCACCCAAGGAGCUCCCUGACCGGACAAAGUAGGCGUCCGUCGUGUCAGGUUUGGAGUGCGAGGAUGGACAUGCAAAGAGGACAUCACUGAGAUACUUGUAAAAGGAGAAACUAGAUUUACACUGGGCUAUGAUCCUGGUGGACUAGGGUGUUGAUUCACGAGCGAUGAAUAUGGAAGUGAUCUUUUUCACGCGGUUGGGCAGUCCGAAGUUGUGUAAUCGUGAUCUGCGCGUUGCUUAAUGGCUGCAUUUCAACAAGAGACCUCACUGAACCCCUUCCUCCUCAACCAACCUGUUCUCCCAACUCCCCAACCAUCUCCACCCCCUACAAACCUGAUCCAAUUCCCUCAAUGCCGCAUUCACCUCCCCUUGCCCAUCCUCCGUCUUUCUCCCUUUGAACUCCA